Ogataea polymorpha is the source of this 2686-nucleotide messenger RNA. RefSeq names its product Pex11Cp. The record is from RefSeq and is a predicted model, not a curated record. Lineage: Eukaryota; Fungi; Ascomycota; Pichiomycetes; Pichiales; Pichiaceae. The transcript has a single exon. Bases 1 to 927 code for a protein of 308 amino acids.
AUGAUAAAUUAUCUGUAUAUAGAUAUAAUAAGCAUCGCAAAAAGUAAUUUUUUUUGGUUCCUAGAGAUAAUGUCCAAAAGAGUCCAGAAAACUCAGUAUCUGCUGCGACUGCUAGCCAAUCCCAAGCUCUAUAACCUACUGGGCAGUCCAUUCGAAGACCCGCUGAAGCUCGACUCGCUGCUGUCGACCGUCUGUUAUGGAUCUUUGUUUAUCUCUGAACUUAUCAAGAGAAGGCCCGAACUCGUGCAGAUUUUGAGUAACCUGGCGGAAAAAUUGAAGAUGCAAGGAUUGAUCUCGCUCAUAAAGACACUCAUACAAAAGAUACAACGCGCGGUCGAUCCAAAACAUCGUUUCUCUAUUAAUGUUUCUCUAGACUCCUUAUCCACCAAGUUGAGACUCAUAUCGGACUAUAUUGCUGACGUGCGCAUCUUCAAUCGCAUGUGGGGCCUGCCCGGAUUGCUGGCUUUCGGCCUCGAAGAUUUGCACAGGAUAUUCAGAGCAGAUUCAAAUUUCAUCACAAAACUGCUGGAAGCCACAAGCACCAUAUCCAUCGUGGCGUACCAGCCACUCGAAAAUGUCGCUUUUGCAGCCGACCACAACUGGACGCACCUUGAAAAGUCGGCCUCACUCGAGUACUAUGUGGCCUCAUCGCGGCUCUGGGCCGUGUUUGUCGUGCUGGAGGUUGUGAAGCUGGUGAAGACUAUGAUUCAAACUAAACUUGCUGGAAAGCCGCUCGACCUUCUCCACAACCGCUCUCUGAACCGCUCGUUGGUCGCCAAUAUCGCCAAUUUGCCGCUUACUGUGCACUGGUCUUUGUACGAUGGGUGCCUUAGUGAUCUCACCGUGGGAUUCUUGGGCACCAUGUCCAGCUUGUUCGACACAAUAGAUUCAUGGGGAGAAGUGUCUGCACAGUUGCGCCAGCUUUGAUAGCGCUAUUCAUAAUUAUAGAAUUCCUCCUCUGUCGAGGUGUGCGUCCGUAAAUACUCGAGGUGAGGCAAGAAUAGACUUUGGCACUCGGCAUUCGCCUUGGAAUUUUGGAUGUACUGCAAGCCAAGUCCCGACAACUUGUCUUGGAUCUCCACAGAAGCGGCAUCUUGUGUUUCGUUCGGCGUCCAUUGCGGACAAAUCAGCUGCGUUAUAAGCUCCCACAUCCGCAGGUCAAAACCAUACGCCGAAUUUGGCAAUUUUCCUGGAUAGAGCUUGCGGUGUCUCAGCUCUCCAUUUUGUUCCCACGAAAUUUCGUCCCUCAGUUUAUCAGGAUACAAUUUCGGGUAAGACAAGUGCAUAAACAUCAACCUGGCAUCGUCUCCGUCUUGGAAGUCGUAGAAAUUAGACAGGUACGGCGCCAUUGUUUCCUCGGUGUGAGUAGUAGGGUCCCACUGUCCUAGAGCCUUUGCAUGGUAGCCGUAGGUGUCAUGAUACCCUAAGAACUUCAUGCUUUGCUUGACCUGAUAGACCGGCUUUCGAAGAGCGUAUGCAGCAGCAAUAAAAGUGUCUUUAUCUCCUUCUCCUGCUCCUCCCUGGGUCAAAAGCGGGUAGUAGUGCGACGGCCCAAACAUGUUGUAGUAUAAUGACAAUAACAGAGUGUCGACUUGCGUCUCCUUGUUCACCAGCAACAUGCCAGACUCGCUGGCCGGGUUGGGCAGAGUCCCAGGCAAAUCAUGGUAAUUCCACUCGUCUGGAGACUCUCGAUCCUUGAAUUGGCCACGCACAGGGUGAUCACCAAUUGGUAUGUCAGCUAUUCUGUAGAAAUAAGGAUGCGUGGUCCUGGACCAGCAGUCGGGCCAUAAGACCAAUCCAUAUUCUUCAAACACAGGCCAGUCAAACAAAAUGUCCGGAUUGUGUAUUACCACGUUGUCUGCGUCCAGCAGGAGAACUCUUUUGAAAUUGGAAGCGAAAAUUGCCAAAAUCUUGUACUGAUACCCGUCAAUCUGCAGCUUUUUCCUGUAUUUAUGCAUGGGUAACUCUUUGAAGCCAAAAACGCAUUUAGCAUUGAGAGCAGGUAGCAGACUGUCACAAAAGUCUCGCUCAUACUCUUGCUCGGACGCGAUGAACACCUCUACGGGUAAUUGGCACCCUGUGGACCUCAAUUGGUUGAUGUUCAGCAACGCCAACCAAGAAAAACGCCCUCCUCCGACCAUUACAAUCCCGUCUCCAUCUAUUUGCUUCUGCGGGUCACCAAAAACGCUCAUCUUCAGAUCGCGCAUUUUAUCGACGAAUUGCUGAUGUUGCGUUUUCAGAUCCAGCAAAGUUGUUUCCUUGACGUCCAAUAGCCCCAUCAGAUACUUCUCGCUGAAAUGGAAAUCUGAGUCACUGGAAAACUUUUGUUGAGCUUUCUCGCCGUUGAUAUAAUUUGUCAAAGGAGGGGACUUGGGCUUCGUUUCGACCAAUAAAUUGAACAAACGGUCUACGAGCACGUUUUUGUUUUUUUGCGUGAACCAAAAUCCUCCACUUGUUCGCACGGCGUCAUCCGAGUAACCCUGGAGCCUGGAAGACUGUGAAUUGCCACCCACUGAUUCUAUCGGCACCAAUGGCAAGGCACCUUCUUCCCCCAUAUGUAUUAUUUGGUUUUCCGAGUUUUUGGCCGAGAAGACAAAGAGUUGCACAAUAAGCAGCAGUAUGGCCGCGGCCCCAAUCUUUACAAGCCGUUUUUUAUUCACAAACAAAGACAUGAAUGUAUAUCAAC